AUGCCGCAGAACGAAUAUAUUGAGCGCCAUCAGAAGCUUUAUGGUAGACGACUCGAUUAUGAAGAGCGUAAAAGAAAACGAGAGGCUCGUGAACCUCACAAGCGUGCCGAAAAGGCCCGCAAGUUGCGGGGUAUCAAAGCGAAGAUCUACAAUAAGGAACGUCGCAAUGAAAAGAUUCAGAUGAAGAAAAAGAUCAAAGCACAUGAAGAAAAAAAUGUCCGACAAAAUACAGAGAAAGUUAGCGAAGGAGCUCUGCCCGUGUAUCUUUUGGAUAGAGAUGUCCAGAAUCGUGCUAAGGUCUUAUCGAAUAUGAUCAAACAGAAACGUAAAGAAAAGGCUGGUAAAUGGGAUGUUCCAAUACCAAAAGUAAGAGCGCAAGCCGAUGCUGAAGUGUUCAAAGUAUUGAAAUCUGGAAAAUCAAAAAGGAAAGCGUGGAAACGUAUGGUUACCAAAGUUACUUUUGUCGGAGAGAAUUUUACCAGAAAACCACCAAAGUUUGAAAGAUUUAUUCGUCCCAUGGCACUCAGGUUUAAAAAAGCUCACGUUACGCAUCCAGAAUUAAAAGCUACAUUUUGCUUACCAAUAAUUGGUGUAAAGAAAAACCCCAGUUCUCAAAUGUACACUAGUCUUGGUGUUAUCACAAAGGGUACAGUUAUUGAGGUGAAUAUAUCUGAGCUUGGUCUUGUCACACAGGCCGGUAAAGUUGUUUGGGGAAAAUAUGCCCAGGUGACAAACAAUCCUGAAAAUGAUGGAGUUAUCAAUGCUAUUCUUUUGGUAUAA
Messenger RNA from Leptosia nina, 780 nucleotides. Lineage: Eukaryota; Metazoa; Arthropoda; Insecta; Lepidoptera; Pieridae. The record is from the annotation of a GenBank genome assembly.